AUGUUUUUGUGGCUCCUGGUUUUGUUCUAUUUGUUGGGGAAUACAGCUUCUGCAUACUUUUGUUCUUCACUGGAAAAUCUAUCAAGGCUACUAAAAUUGUCCCCUACAAUUGCUGGGGUCACUCUGCUCUCUCUUGGCAAUGGAGCCCCUGAUGUUUUUUCCAGUCUUGUUUCGUUUAUGGGUGGUGGGACAGGUGAAAUUGGUCUUAAUACAAUUUUGGGGGGAGCUUCCUUUGUAUCAUGUAUUGUGGUUGGAAUCAUAAGCAUUUCAAUGCGCCAGAGGGGUAUUCGAGUUAAGAAAUGUGACUUUGUGAGAGAUAUUUGCUUCUACCUUUUGGUCAUUCUGUUCUUGGUUCUGAUCUUGAUUCAGAGUGAAAUAGAUGUGUGGGCUGCAAUGGCUUUUGCUUCAAUGUAUAUUGUUUAUGUGAUUGUGGUUUACAUCUCACAUACUCAUUGGAAGAAUGCUGCUGGGGAUAUCAGUGAAUCAAACUCUACUUCCACCAAUGACACUGACUUGAGUGUACCAAUUCUUAGCAACAACGAAAAGGAAGAGCUUAGUGCUGCAGAGGAAGGAGCUGUAGAAGGCAGUUCUGAAGUACUAGAAGUCAAGAAAUGCUGCUCUAAUCUUAGAUCAUCGGCUUCUUGUCAUAUGGUUUUUUUCAUACUCGAGAUGCCUCUUUAUCUGCCAAGGAGAUUGACUAUUCCUGUUGUUUGUGAAGAGAGAUGGUCUAAGCCGUAUGCAGUUGCUUCAGUGACACUAGCACCAUUGCUGUUGUCAAUCCUUUGGAACCAUGAAUUUGACCGUGUUAGCUUCAUGACAAGCUUGGUGAUCUAUAUUACUGGAUUGAUUUUUGGAGUCACUUUUGGGGUUGUUGCAUUUGUGACAACAGAGAAGUCAAGCCCACCAAAGAAUUGCUUAUUUCCUUGGCUUAUUGCAGGGUUUCUAAUGAGUGUUACUUGGAGUUAUUUUAUAGCUCAGGAAUUGGUGGGUUUGUUAGUUUCAGUAGGGUACUUAUUAGGUGUAAGUCCUUCUAUCUUAGGGCUAACUGUCCUUGCUUGGGGUAACUCAUUUGGAGAUUUGAUUACCAAUUUGACAAUGGCUUUAAAUGGUGGACCUGAAGGAACUCAAAUUGCAUUUGCAGCCUGUUAUGCUGGUCCCAUCUUCAACAUUCUGUUUGGAUUGGGCUUAUCCCUUGUUGGCUCUGCUUGGUCUACAUAUCCAUCACCCCUUGUGAUCCGCAGAGAUCCAUACCUGUUGGAGACAGUGUGUUUCUUAGCAGGAGGCUUGCUUUGGGCACUUGUGGUUCUACCAAGGAGAAAUAUGAGGCUUGAUGGGGUCUUGGGAGGGGGGCUUUUAGUUGUAUACAUCAGCUCUAUGUCUUUAAGGUUGAUUCAAACACUUGGGUCUCUCAAUCUUCAAAAACAGAUAAACUAA
Prunus armeniaca (apricot) is the source of this 1434-nucleotide messenger RNA. The record is from the annotation of a GenBank genome assembly. Lineage: Eukaryota; Viridiplantae; Streptophyta; Magnoliopsida; Rosales; Rosaceae.